This is a messenger RNA of Culex quinquefasciatus (southern house mosquito), 798 nucleotides long. RefSeq lists its product as uncharacterized. The transcript is spliced from 2 exons. The record is from RefSeq and is a predicted model, not a curated record. The coding region runs from base 23 to 340 and encodes 105 amino acids. NCBI's taxonomy places the organism in Eukaryota, Metazoa, Arthropoda, Insecta, Diptera, Culicidae.
GCUGGCGACGCGCCAAAUAUCGAUGUUCUAUCGUUUAAGAUUCCUUAGAAGACAGAGUCGCAAAAUGAAGAUCCUGUUCUGUCUGUUUGCGUUGUUCGCUGCCGUGCUGGCAAGGCCCCAGGGAAAUCUGCCCUUCUACGAGGAGGGAAUCCAGAUUGGUAGCCGUAUCGCGUUCCUGUCCCCGUACGAAACCGUCGUCGAUUCCGGCAUCAUCCCGCUAGUCAACAAGCUCGAAAACAUCGACUUUGCCCAAAACGUCGACCUGCAGCGAUUCCUCGUCGGACUGGACGGACAAGUUGCGUCCGGCGUUCAGCGCUCGGUCGACGAGGCCCUGGCCUAAAAAGUGCCCGCCAACAGCUCGCCAAAAUGACCCCCGGCAACGACCAACGGACCUGACCCGGAACCCUGGAAACCUUUCGGUGAAUACAGCAGCAAUGAAAAUACUGACAUCUUUUGUGGCCACAAAGUUGACUUCUUCCGACGAGCCCACCACCAACGACGCCGUUGAACGCCGUAACAUAACACCGCCGUCGGCGGAGGCGAUUCUUCACCUGGCAACCGUCACCGACCGCGUGACAGUGCUGCCAGCUGUUGGGGGAUCGCGUCCCAGCGGUGACAAUGCUGGUGGAUCGGACGGUUAUUCGGACGACGAGAGAAAUAGACGUGAACGUGAAUUUUCGAGGAGCGUCGCGCGGACGUUUGAAUUCUUCAAAGCUAGUGAAUCCUAAAUAGAAAUAAAUUUAUUUUAUUUAUUUGUGCUCUUAGCGUUUAGUGACAAUAAAGGAAUGUAAAAUGUAA